This is a messenger RNA of Actinia tenebrosa (Australian red waratah sea anemone), 1983 nucleotides long. RefSeq lists its product as uncharacterized. The record is from RefSeq and is a predicted model, not a curated record. Lineage: Eukaryota; Metazoa; Cnidaria; Anthozoa; Actiniaria; Actiniidae. Gene Ontology annotation, molecular function: catalytic activity.
AUGAGCCGUUCUGUCAGAAAUAAGACUGCUGACAUUGUGGAUUACAUCUCCCAUGACUGUAAAGCAGACCUGGUUGCAAUCACGGAAUCGUGGUUGGACCAGCAUGAUGCAGCUGUUCGCUUAGAGUUAUGCCCUGAUGGUUACAAACUAUUGGAUCAUGUACGCAAUGCUCGAUGUGGUGGUGGAACUGCGUUAUUAUACCGCGACUCGCUAUGCGUGAAUGGAGUUGAUUCUGGAAAUAAAACUUCGUUUGAAUUUUCUGAGUGGCUAGUGAACCUGUCAUCUGCUCAUAAACUCCGUGUAGUUAUUAUUUAUCGCCCUCCAUACUCCAGCGAACAAAGGGUGCCCAAAAGUGUGUUUUUCGCAGAGUUUUCUAAUUACCUGGAAUCUCUGUUAUUGUGCAAAGAGCCGCUAUUGAUUUGUGGUGAUUUUAAUUUACAUGUUGAUUCUUAUGUUGAUGCGGAUUCAGUAAAAUUUCGUGAUCUGCUUGAAUCGGUUGGGUUACGGCAACAUGUCAACCACGCGACACACGUCGAUGGCCAUACUCUGGAUCUUUUGAUUACACGCCUCUCCGACUAUAUCAUUCAUAGACCACCUUAUAUAGACCGCUUCAUAUCGGAUCAUGUGUCGGUUAUCUGUAGUCUCGCAUUUUCUAGGCCAGUGGCGUCAUGUCGCAAUAUAUCUUAUAGGAAACUGAAGUCUGUGGACUCUAAUGCUCUACGACAGGAAUCAGCUGCUACUACAUUAUGUAAUAUUCAUCGUGUUGACCCGGAUAAUCAACUGGCUGAUGACAUUGAUGCACUUGUGCGGGAAAACAACUCGACUUUGAAACAUCUAACAAACCGUCAUGCUCCCCUGAAGACCAAGACACUCAGAGCUAGGCAUUCUGUCCCUUGGUACAAUGCUGAAAUUGAUGCUGCUAAAAGACGUCGUAGGAAAGCUGAGAGGGUGGGGCGAAAAAGUAAAUCGUUGGUUGACUUCAGACUGUUUAAGGCACUUAGAAAUCACGUGACUUAUUUAAUGAAUGAAGCAAGGAAGACCUAUUAUACUGACUUUAUCUCCGAUAAUAGUGACAAUCAAGGCAAACUCUUUACCGCUGUUAAAAAGUUGCUCAGUCCCUGGAAUCAGCUAUCUUUUCCGAACUGUCCCAAUAACACUGUGCUUUCCAAUGAUAUGGGUGAAUUUUUUAUACGGAAGAUUUUGAAAAUUCGAGAUGAAGUCGAUGCUGUUGUCCUUGACUCUUCGUCACGUGAUUUGGUACCUGAUGAUCGAUGUCUACUGGCAGAUGAAAGUGUAAGCUUAGGAAGCUUUGAGAAGCUUAGCAUUGACAAAGUCCGGUCACUUGUAAUGGCUUCAGCAAAAAAGUAUUGUGCCCUGGAUCCAAUGCCAAUGCCGAUGGUUCUGGAUUGUUUGGACAUUCUACUUCCGGUAAUUACCCACGUCAUCAAUUCCUCUUUAGCUACCGAAUAUUUUCCUAAAGACUGGAAGGAGGCGCUGGUGAAACCUCUUUUAAAGAAAGGGGGACUUGAUGUUGUGUUUAGUAACUUACGUCCGAUCAGCAAUCUUCAGUUUGUCUCAAAGUUGACUGAAAGGGCUGUCUAUGAACAAACUUAUAACUAUCUUGUAGAGCACGAUUUACUUCCCGAGCUCCAAUCUGCGUAUAGAAAGCGCUAUAGUACGGAGACAGCACUUCUUAAAGUACAGAAUGACAUUCUUCUGAGUAUGGAUCGCCAACAUGUAACGCUACUUGUACUUCUUGACCUUAGUGCGGCAUUCGACACUGUCGAUCAUAGUAUUCUUCUUUGUCGCCUGGAGUCAUCGUUUGGUAUAACAGGGAAGGCGCUGGAGUGGUUCAAGUCCUACUUGUCAAACCGGUCUCAACGUGUGGCAUUUGAUGAUGGGAUCUCUGACAGUUAUCAGUUAUCACUUGCGGGUUACCACGGGGCUCAUGUCUGGGGCCACUUUUAUUCACAUUGUAUGUAA